Moneuplotes crassus is the source of this 1326-nucleotide messenger RNA. The record is from the annotation of a GenBank genome assembly. Lineage: Eukaryota; Ciliophora; Spirotrichea; Euplotida; Euplotidae.
AAAUUUUUAAAAAUGGAUGCUUAUUGACUGUCCAAGAGAAGUUUAAUAAAUUUCAUUGUCUGGUUCAUAGUCUGAAUGAUAGGAGUUUUUCUAACUUGGCCAAAGUAUUAUGAUCAAACACAAGACGCGCACAACUAUAAUUCUCUCGUAGAAGAGAUCUUCGCACUCAAGUACCCAGAUAUCUUGAUAGACAAAGAUGUGAUAAAGAAGUUCAAACAGCCAUGAAUGCCUGAGAAGAAAGGAUCUCGGAACUCUUUUUGUUUGGAUCAUGAUUCUACAGUCUUGGAUGCGUUAUAUUUUCUCAAAGAAAGAUAUCACAAGCAAGUGAAAACUUCUUCAGAAAGUUUAUCUGGAGUAUUCAAUCUGAAGUGGAUUAAUCGGAAGAAAAGUGCUCUAUAUUUAAAAUAUUUUAAAGCAAAUAACACACUUCUAAUCUCUGGCGAUGCUCAGACGGACAACAACAGAGAGCGAGCAGAGAGGUUCAAGUUUAUACUAGAGAAAUUGCUUCUGAAUUCAGAGAUUUUGCAGCCAAAAUUAGACACUUAUGGAGAAUUUAAAGUCAAGCGGAAGCUUGAUGUCACUAUUCAUCUUCCUUUAAGUCACAGAGAAGCUAGAGAAGACAUAGCGAAACUUUUUGUAAAUGCUAAGAAAAUGCCGUUUUUUGAAUUUGUUAAUGUAGCAGUGAAGCUAACUAAGAACUCUGAAUUGGCAAACUUGGAGUUGAAUGAUGUCAGGAAUUAUGUUACUCAAGAUUUACCACAGCAAUUUACAUCUUUGAAUAUAUACCUAACUUCGGAGGCGUCUGAAGGUUACAAUUAUGUAAAAACAAAUGAUCACAAGUAUGCAAUUAUACAUUCUUUGGAGAAACUGGAUGCAAAAUCCGCAUUAGAACUUCUUAGCUUCUUUACACUAAACCUACUGAGUAUAACUCCUAAUCUGCAGAUUAAGAGGGCUGCUUCUGUUGCAAACAUUCGGCUUGAGAUGGGAGAGGAUUUUUUUCAUGACGAAAUGGAGAUAUUUAAGGAAAUACAAAGAUCAACUCAUGCGAAGAUUGCUCUACAACAUCUUGCCUCUACUGGCCAGCUUUCUGAUUCUGAUCAAGCUCGAGAGAAAAUAGAAUUAUAUAAAAACUCUCCAGUAAAGCAAAUAAUCCUAAUGGAAAGAACUGAAAAUAUAAUAUCAAAAGAGAUGUACCAGCAACUAGACUUCCCUAUCGAAUUCCAACUUGCUCUGUUCGUGGCCUUUUUCACCCCCUUCAUUGCCAAAUUCGGAGGUGCCUUGUGGUCAUAUCUAAAGUACAAAAUCUCCUAAAACUGCUUAAUUUCC